This is a messenger RNA of Gossypium arboreum, 798 nucleotides long. RefSeq names its product 30S ribosomal protein 3, chloroplastic-like. Gene Ontology annotation, biological process: translation. The transcript is spliced from 3 exons. The record is from RefSeq and is a predicted model, not a curated record. Gene Ontology annotation, cellular component: ribosome. Bases 51 to 554 code for a protein of 167 amino acids. Lineage: Eukaryota; Viridiplantae; Streptophyta; Magnoliopsida; Malvales; Malvaceae. Gene Ontology annotation, molecular function: structural constituent of ribosome.
AAAUUUGAGAAUUCAUUCCUGUCUAAAGUCAUCCCAAAAAAAAAAAAAAAAUGGUGGUAACAUGUCUCCACCCUACUCUAAACCCUUGCUUUAAACCCAAAAUUUCAUUCCCUUCUCAAAACCCUGACUCUUUCCCUUUUAAAUCUCUCAUUGCUUCCCCUAAAACCUUCAGUUUUGCUAAACCGAUAAUCUCUUUACAAGUCAAAGCAAAAUCUCCUGCUCUUUCAGAUGAACUGCCACUGGAUGAUUCCCCCUCUGAAUCUUCUUCUGGUAAAGAGAAGCUUGGAGUGGUGGUGAAGCCAUUAGAGAAGCCAAGGGUAGUAUUGAAGUUCAUAUGGAUGGAAAAAGAUAUAGGGAUGGCUCUUGAUCAAGUGAUACCAGGCCAUGGUUCAAUCCCUUUGAGUCCAUAUUACUUUUGGCCAAGAAAAGAUGCUUGGGAAGAGCUCAAGGUUUUGCUUGAAAGCAAGCCAUGGAUAUCUCAUAUGCAAAGGAUUCACCUUCUCAACCAAGCCACUGAUAUCAUCAAUUUAUGGCAGACAAGUGGUGGUGACUGAGCUGAACAUUCCAAAGCUAAGUUCAAGAUUGAUGAUAUACAAUUUGCUUUAGCCGUAGAAUUUUCACCCUCAUUUAGUAGCAAACUGGAAUCGGCAAUAUCAAUUGUUCCUUUAGGUAGUGACUCUUUAACCCAAUGUUUCAAAUUCGUUUCUCCGAUGAACAUUUCAUUUGUGGGUUUCUUUCUUGUGAAAGUUUCCAUUAAUAAGAUACCAUAACUAUAGACAUCACUUUUUAUGGAAAUAA